This is a messenger RNA of Adineta ricciae, 279 nucleotides long. NCBI's taxonomy places the organism in Eukaryota, Metazoa, Rotifera, Eurotatoria, Adinetida, Adinetidae. The record is from the annotation of a GenBank genome assembly.
AUGGGUGUCUAUAACACUUGUUAUCAUCGUAGUCUUUCCAUCGUUACUUUAUUAUUAUCUGAAAUCGACUUAUUUUACACGGCGUGGUAUCAUACUGAGUAUGCCGUCUCAUUUUCUGCUCGGAAAUAUACUACAUUUGGCAUGGAUUUCACGAAAAACUGGUUCCAUACUGGAUAUUUAAAAGAGCACUUUGGCGAUAUUUGCCAGAAGAAAAUCAAAGCUGAACUUGCUGACUACGAUGGUCAACAACUAGACACAUUGAUACUCUACGAACAUUGA